AUGAAAAUGAAAGCUGGGUGCAGCCAGCUGAAACCUGUGGUGCUUAUUUUGAUCUUUAAUUCGUGUUUUUACGCAAGUUAUCAAAUAACUGGGCUGCAGGUAUGUGAGCGCUGCAGCGGUUCAGUCCUAAACGGCUCCGCAGUGGGCGAGUUUUGCGCCUCAUCCGCGGGUCGGAUCGACGGACGCUGCUGCCUGAGAAAAGACAACACGAGCGACCCUGAACGCAUCAUCGGGUUGGAUCUGUCCAACUGUUCACUAACGCACUUGGAGGAUCUUCAGGGAGCAUCAGCAGCGUUAAUAAUAGAUCUCUCACUCAAUUCCAUCACCAACAUCAGUGACACGGCAUUUCAAGGAUUUACUGAGUUAAAUUACAUGAUUUUGCCACAAGACAUAGAUUGUCCAGGGGGCAACACAUCCUGGAAAAAGGUGGAAGUCAAAGCGGGAAAUCGUCUUUGUGAAGGACAGAGAGAUAUGUGCAACCAGACUGGACAGCUGUCCCUUAACUGCCCGGAGAACUCGCUCUGCGCGCCCUAUGGCCCCGGCUUCUUUGAGUGCAGCUGUGCUGAAAACUAUCAUGGAUACAAGUGUCUUCGAGAGGGGGAGUUCCCGGCUCUUCAGGUGUUUGGGCCUCUCGGAGCGUCUACAGUUGUGAUCUCUUUCGUGCUGUGGUUUACACAGAGACGUAAGGCCAAGUCACUCUGAGGCUGAUCUGCAGUCUUUAUCUGCAGUGAUCCGCGGAGCUGAAACUGAGAGGGAAAAUGCUGACGCAGAGUCAAGGGGGCUUCUCUUAAACAGUAUGUUUUACUUUUUUUUCACAGCUGUAUUUUAUCUUUGUAAACUUUAAAAACUGGAACUGACUUUUUUU
This is a messenger RNA of Plectropomus leopardus (leopard coralgrouper), 865 nucleotides long. The record is from RefSeq and is a predicted model, not a curated record. NCBI's taxonomy places the organism in Eukaryota, Metazoa, Chordata, Actinopteri, Perciformes, Serranidae.